AUGUCUCAAGCACCGCGCGAUCCCCUAACGGCCCGCACGCUGUUCAUCAAGAACCUCAACUUCAACAUCACGGGCGCGGACCUGUACGACCUCUUUGGCAAGUACGGCCCCAUUCGGCAGGUGCGCGUCGGCACGUCGUCCGAUCUCAAGACCAAGGGCACAGCGUACGUCGUGUACGAAAGCCCCGACGAUGCCAAGGAGGCCAUCAACCACCUGAACGGUUUCCACCUCAUGGAGCGGUACAUUGUCGUCCUCUAUCACCAGCCAUCAAAACAGCAGGCGUCGCAGUUGGCCAAGGCCGAGAUCCGCGCGCGCGAGCAGGAGCUCGCAGCGGAGAAGAUCCGUUUGGGCAUGACGUAG
This is a messenger RNA of Cutaneotrichosporon cavernicola, 360 nucleotides long. RefSeq lists its product as uncharacterized. The record is from RefSeq and is a predicted model, not a curated record. Gene Ontology annotation, molecular function: RNA binding. The transcript is spliced from 4 exons. Lineage: Eukaryota; Fungi; Basidiomycota; Tremellomycetes; Trichosporonales; Trichosporonaceae. Bases 1 to 360 code for a protein of 119 amino acids. Gene Ontology annotation, biological process: positive regulation of mRNA splicing, via spliceosome. Gene Ontology annotation, cellular component: spliceosomal complex.